AUGGAAGUGAAGUGUGAAAACCUACAAGUCGAUGAAUUUUCAUUGCCCAAUCCUUCUUCGUGCGAUGAAAUUUUGGUGCCCGAUAUCGGUAGUACUGUUGAUAUAAGUGAAAAUCAAGCGGAACUCGUUUGUGAUUCGCCUUCAAAGGUAUGGACAGGCAAACGAGCUGUGUGUUCUUUUUCCGCAAACAAUAAUGACCUAGAUGACUAUCCCUUUCAUGCCGUGACGUAUGGUGAACCUGGUGAAUUGCACGGACUUCCUUAUAAUGAUCAUAACUAUGCAAAGGUGUGUGAAGAUGAAGCGAGUGGUGAUAACCAAUUGGCUCUAUUGGCUAAAGUUGCGCUAUCGGGAAAAGAAAGUAAUACCAUUACGCUUCAAAGAUCUGUUUCAACUUCGAAGACGGUAUCCACUACCCCUGACGUUGUUUCAAGUCCCGUUUUCCGAAACUCAAAUGUUCCCCAUGUAACGAUUAUUAAGGCUCCCUUCCUUAAUCAAAGUUACCAGUCUCCAUCAUCGUUGCAACCAGCAACUUGUAAAGUAGCCACUACAAAUGGCAGGACCAUUCUUUUAACUCCUAAUCGGGGUAGCCUCGGUGCAUCUGUCCAGAUUCAUCGUGUUUCGUCCGUUAAGCCUCCUCAAGUCCUAUUAAGAACAGAUUUUAAUUCCGCUAAUGACGGCGCUGUCUAUAAUGGUAUCUCAAACGCUGUCACCAUUCGCUGCAUUUGUGGUUAUAAUAGGGAUGAUGGUUUUCUUAUUCAAUGCACCAAUUGCAAAAUUUUUCAACAUGCAGAAUGUAUGGCUCCCUCCUCAAAUAGUGUUCUUCCAAAGCCAUAUCUAUGCGAAUUAUGUCAACCACGUCCUGUUAUGGUUAGUGAGGCUGUCGGUUUACAACGGAGGAAAUUGGCAAUUUCUGCUCCUCAGACCCCACUGACAGCAAGUACAAUUCGAUUAGCUAAUCCCGCCACGGCAUUUCGACUACCUCGUUCUAACCAUCCAACUAUCGCCCCCAAUCGAUUUUUCCUCACCGGAAGUACUACUAGUCAAAAUUCCACCUCUUUAUCAGUUCGUCCUAUUCAAGUUCGACUUGGUGAAACCGGUGCAACUCUCUACCAGGUUGAUUCCACAACUCUCAAUCAGUUUUCGCCUCGAUUCAUCAACUUGGAUGCCUCCGCUCUUACUAGACAACCAUCUCAGCCUUCCUAUGUCAAUACUACAAGUAGUCAGCGUACUUCUAAACGCAAACAAGAUCUCUUUACUUUGGCAGGAGAAUCUACUUCUACAUUUGAUAAUAUAUCAAAUAGUUACUCCUACGAAGAAUCGAGCAUCCCCAAUGGUCAACAUAUUUCCGUCUCUAAUAGUAUUGAUCAAACAAGUAUUUCCAAUAGCGAGGGUAAUGAUCUACCGGGCCCCAAGUUUUAUCGCACACCUUCACAAGCAAUGAACUCUGUUGUUGGAGUUGAUAACAUCGAUUGUGCAAAGGUUGAUCAUUACACUAAUUGUGAUGUGACACUGUCUUGUGGUGUUCCAGAGCCAAAUUCAGCUGAUGUUGUCAUUAGAAGUGACUCCUAUGAGAAAGCGGCUGAAACACGACUCUCUGAGGCCCUUAAACAACGAAUUCGAAACAUAUUCCUCUCACCUUCUGAACGAGAAUUGAAGACUCUCCAAAUGGCAGACUCGUUUGCUCUUUCUCGUGGUCAACAGAAGUGUCGUGUUACAAGUUUUGAAUCUGGGCGCAAGGGACUUGUUGCGACAGAGUCCAUUUAUCCCAACCAACCUAUUAUCGAAUACAAGGGUUAUGCCAUGCUGAUGGAUGAGUACAGUCAACAACAUGAUUACAAGAGACGCUAUAAUCCCUUCGUGUUGUUUUACAAACAACUUGACAAGGCGGUUAUAUGCUUGGAUGCGAGUAAUUACGGCAACGAGGCGAGAUUUAUCCGACGCUCUUGUAUACCUAAUUGUGAAGUAAGCACUUGGUGUGUGCACAUGUCAAGGGUUAGACUUACUUUCCCACCAACAGAUUCAUUUUCCUCCGUGGUGAACCCUCAGUGCAUUCAAUUUGUUAUCACUUCGGCAGUAAAUCGGGUUAUCCCUGUGGGUACUGAACUCACAGUGGGCUUCGAUUUCGACUACACGGCCUGUAGUUACCCGGUUCGGUGUGCCUGUGGUCGUGGGCCUUCCCUUUGUGCUGUCGCAGAUUGGUUUCGACGUCACAGGCAUUUGUCAAUCUCCCAACGUCAUAGGAUUUAUAGUGAUACAGAGGAGAAAUAUGGAGACGGUGAUGGUGGCGGUGGCGGUGGCGGUGUUGACUACGACUUUGACAAUGAAGAUGAGAUGAGCGAUGAGGGGGAAAAUGACCUCUAUGACCGAAACCGAAGCCGGUUUGUUAGUGUUAAGCCACCUCGCAGUAGAAUUCCAUUCAAGCGUUUGCUAAAUCCUAAACGCGUAAGCCCGGCCUUCUCUCGCGUCCCUUAUCCCUCUGCCAAACAAAUUGUUCAUGAACAACAGUAUCGUAGGCACUCGAAUGGUAUAGCGGUUGGAGAUGCCUUCCCCCCUAUAGCAAGUAAACGUGGCACGGGACGGGGAGGAACACGCGGUGCAGCACGAGGGUCAGGUCGUGGACGAGGCCUUUUAUCAACGGUUCCCACUCGAUCGAAUCAACCACUUCGAGCUCCUGGUAGACCACGUGGACGGCCACCAAACAGUGGCGUCAAGCGUAAUUCGAUCACUCAUCGGCAGCCACUGCCACCACCGCCACAUUCCGAGAACGAAGAGGAAGAAGCAGAAUUUUGUCGUGCAAAGAAUUCAAUCGCCUCUUCUUCCCCACAAACUGAUGUCACUGAGCCUUCCUCCACUUCCCCUUGGCGCUUUUCUCGUUCUCCAGCGGCGACUACCAACGACGUUCCUUCAAAUCGUGUUCGCCGUUUCAGUGGUGUCGAGGAUACUGGUGCAAAUAGAAAGAGAUAUUUGACAAAAGACUUAACUAGAUUUAGAAAAUCCUCGAAGAAUCUGCGGUCUCCAAUGCACCAUCGAUCUUGUAGACGUCCACCUUUGAUACAUUCGCCGAAUUCACCACAACUGCAGUCUCCUGAAGGUGAUAAUUCAGUUUUCACUGAAAAAUCAACGCUAGAUGUCAAGUCACCUCAAUCAAAGGCGAAAAGGGUUAGAAAGUUGUCUGGACGUAAUAUAAAUGGUCUGGAUGGUUAUGAGAAGAGUGGUGGUGAAUUAGUUUCAUCUACCAAACGUCCACGAAGACAGUCAGAUUUUGGAGCCUAUGACUCGCACAUUGAAGAACAGAAUGAUCUUUCUGGUAAAGAACAGUCGAGAUCAAGCAAAUUCCGAGAGGACAGAUGGCUUGCUGAAGUUAUGCGUCGGAUUGAACGCAUGGAAAAAAAGCGCUCUAAGAGGGGUUUAGUGGAGAAGAAACCGAAGAUUGAGAAGUCUGAGGAAACAUCAUCGAUUGUUGAACCGAAAUCUGAACUCCAUUCUCCAAAAUCUCCUGCAAUUGAUGGCAAUGAGGCGUUGACGAAAAGAAGCGUUGACAUCAAAGAUGAAGAGGAAGCGGUGAUGGAUGGGUCUACAAAAAAGAGGAGAUCUACUGUGUCAGGUGCAUCAGGCGCGGGCCAUUCUGGAUCAGCUGCUCAACUGUCCCGUGAAGAUAGGUGGAUGCAAAUGCAGCUUCAAAGAAUUGCUGAGAUGGAGUCCACAGAAACUCCUGUUGACACUCCUGCGAAACGUCGUCGUGCCAGUAGUGGAAAUAAAAUAUCCGGUGAUAAUCAGCGGUCUUCGACAAAGAAGGAAUUGGGAUUAGACAGUAACAAUUCCCAUGGAAUGAGAGAAGGUGAGGAGGAAUGCAGUCUGAUCGUCUACAAACGUCGUGAACAAGAUCCAAUGGCGAAAUUCAGUCGUUCGCGAACUGCUCUUCAUCACAGCGAGCAGAACUAUAUGAAUAGGUCGUACAGCCUUGUAGAAAGUUUUUUGGAUGAAGAUUUGCCUGCUGGAGGCGAACUCCUUGAUGACCAUGUUACUAACGGAGGGCAGCAUGCCACUGAUGGUAACUUUCUUAAUGCACCACUGUCUGCUGGUUCGUCUUCCCCUCCAAAGCCUUCCAAGAAACGGUGGUUGUCACAGGCUUUAAUGGAGGAAGAUCGGCAACACCAGCAGGCCCUAACGGUUCGCACGACUCCCUCUCCUGAGGAAUCUCUCACACCGCCUGAUUCUUCCAUCAGCAUGACUAAUUCUCAAAAUCAGCGGGCUCUGAACCCCAAGAAACGCAUAAUCUCUCAACUGGAGGAGGCUAUGGCCAGUCAACAAAUUUAUUCUCCACCGAAUUCGGAACAUGUCUCUCCAUCUUCUGAUGCUCUUGCAACGUCUUCUAAACUUCCACCGAAGAAACGUCAAUCUGAAGAGGAGUCAUCAGAAGCAUCCAAGGUCGAAACUGAGUGUCGCCCUGCGGAGAGUCCUCCAAAAGUCAAACCCAAACAGGAAAAAGUCCGGAUGUCUCUCUCUGAGUAUCGUCGUCGUAGGGGUCUUAGCACAGCUUCCAUGGAGUCAGGAGCAGCAAACAAGAUAUCCCCACCUCAGCAACAAUCCACAGAACCAGUAGCAGUACCUCCACUUCCUGUGCCAAGUACUCCUCCUGGUUCUCCUCAGAUCGAUUUGAAACGUCUCCCAACUGUGAGUGCGUUGGGUCCUCUCACCGAGGGUCCCAGAACGCCUAGUGAGCCCCCCAGUGAAGAUGAGGCUGACCGCAAGUCUCAGCAUCCUUUAUCGGCUCCUGCGUCUUUACCGUCUCCGCCUCGUUCUGGAAAUAGGAGGGAAAGUGCUUCUGCUGAACGUUUUGACACCUUCUCUAUCCCUUCUCCCUCAAACUCCCAUAUUCGGACAUCACUUCCUAACCGCCCGCCUUUGGAUGGUUGUGACAGACACCUCUCUGGACAUGCUCAACGCAGAGCUUCUCCUCCACCACCACCAGCGUUAGUGUCCGAAUCUGAUACCACAACACCCACAGCCUCCCCCCCAAAUGCUCCACCCCUUAUUGAGCACCUCCUUCGACGCGAUCGCGAGAUCAUCCAGUGGCAAAUGGAGCGUCAAAAGCACUCUUACUGUAUCACUUCCGCGUCCCAAAUCCACCAUUGUAGAUCAUCAUCAGGCCAUCGUGAUUGUCAUCACCACGAGAGAAGUGGUAGCUAUCAUAGCUACCAACAUCACCGUUAUUCACCAUCGUCAAGAUCUCAUCAUCAUCAGUCAUCUUUACCUCCUACUCAAUUAGAUUCGAAUUCGUCUCCCGGAGCUGAUGGUAAUAGUAACAAUAAUAGCGUGGCAUCUGCCUCUGCAUUUAAUCAUCACCAUCCUCGUCAUGAUAUGGAGGGCAUCCGAGAGUCACUGAUGCAAACGCGAGAGCAUCUACAAGCUCGGUUGAGCGAUCUCCAAAAAGCUGCCGCAGGCGGGAGUGGCUGA
Molecule: messenger RNA, 5457 nt
Organism: Rodentolepis nana
Lineage: Eukaryota; Metazoa; Platyhelminthes; Cestoda; Cyclophyllidea; Hymenolepididae
Source: the annotation of a GenBank genome assembly